GAGUAAAAUCGGGGGCAGCCAACCAACGGAAUCCUCGCCAGAAUGAGAAGUUGAUAGGCGCACGUUUCCGAUAUCUCCUGUUACCCUCUUGAUCGAUCGAUUGCUGUCCCCCUUCCUUCUUCAUUACGAGAUUACGAUUAAAGAUUACUUUGGUGGUUGCUUAGGUUACAUGUGGUAUUAUUAUUAUUAUUCAUCUUAUUUUUGAUUUUAGCUGUAAUGGUAGCUGCUGCUAGGAGUUUUUGAUUUCACUUAACGAACAAAGUAUGGCUUCCUGCUGCCUGCUUCGCCGCCGGAGACUCUCACCUUCUAUCUCCUCCUUGUUCAAUGAUUAUGCAGGUCCCUAUUGGUUAUCCGGGAGAUGCCAGCCUGCACGUUUAUCUUUCUUAUAUCAUUGCUCCAAGCAGUUUAGCAGUUUAAGUGAUGCUAGAAAGAUUGAUUUUACAGACCUAACUUCUCCCCAUACAUGGUAUCCCAAAGCUAGGAGAAAGAAGCGGAAUGUUAUUCUCCAUGUUGGUCCCACAAACAGUGGUAAAACGUAUCAUGCUCUGAAACAACUGGAACGUAGUUCUUCUGGGAUAUAUUGUGGGCCUUUAAGGCUUCUGGCCUGGGAGGUUGCAAAUAGGAUGAAUAAGGCAAAGGUUCCAUGCGAUCUGAUUACUGGUCAAGAAAAAGAUGUUGUAGAUGGAGCACAACACAAGGCUGCGACUGUAGAGAUGGCUGAUGUAAACACAGACUUUGACUGUGCUGUUAUCGAUGAAAUUCAGAUGAUAGGAUGCAAGACAAGGGGGUUUUCCUUUACACGUGCUUUGUUAGGGCUUACUGCAAAUGAACUUCACCUUUGUGGUGAUCCAGCUGUUGUUCCCCUGAUUCAGAAAAUACUUAAAGUUACCGGUGAUACUAUCACGAUUCAACACUAUGAGAGGCUUUCCCCUCUAGUUCCAUCAGAAGUACCUCUUGGAUCUUUCUCCAACAUACAAACUGGUGACUGCAUAGUUACAUUCUCUCGUGUUGAGAUAUACAAUAUAAAGAAAAAAAUUGAAAACAAAGGAAAUCAUUUGUGUUCUGUAGUUUAUGGUUCGCUGCCACCUGAGACUCGAACAAGACAGGCAACUAGGUUUAAUGAUGAAAGCAGUCAUUUUGAUGUUCUUGUAGCAAGUGAUGCAAUUGGGAUGGGACUCAAUCUAAACAUUUCCAGAAUUAUAUUUUCAACGUUAGAAAAGUUUGAUGGUAUAGAAAUCCGUCCGCUCACAGUCCCAGAGAUCAAACAGAUCGCAGGGAGAGCUGGGAGGUAUGGAUCCAAAUUUCCUGUUGGUGAAGUAACAUGCCUAAAUGCACACGAUUUGCCUUUACUACAUUCAUCACUGGAUUCACUUUCUCCUGUCUUAGAGCGUGCUGGAUUAUUUCCAUCCUUUGAUCUAUUGCAAAUGUAUUCCCGGGUGCAUCCACAGUACGGAAUUCGUCAGAUAUUGGAACACUUUGUAGAAAAUGCAAAGCUAUCUCCCAACUUUUUCAUUGCUGAUUGCGAGGAAAUGUUGAAAGUUGCUGUUGUAGUGGAUGAGUUGCCGCUUGGUUUGCAUGAUAAGUUUCUUUUUUGCCUUAGCCCUAGUGAUAUGAAUGAUGAGAUCUCAACACAGGGUCUGACUCAGUUUGCAGAAAAUUAUGCAAAUAAAGGAAUUGUUCGGUUGAAAGAAAUAUUUACACCUGGGACACUGAAAGUGCCAAAAACACAAAAUGCUCUUAAAGAGCUGGAAUCUAUCCACAAGGUACUGGAUCUCUAUGUAUGGCUGGGUUACCGGCUUGAAGAUUCAUUCCCUGAUCAUGAGUUGGCAUCUCAACAGAAGGCUCUCUGCAGCAUAUUGAUUGAGGAAUUCCUGGAAACAUAUGGAUGGCCAAAGCAGCAGCCGCCGCCAAGAGCAAGAGGAUUAAAUUCAUACAAGUUGCAUCAUUCUAGAUCUCCUCUUCUCUAGGCAUAACAACAACAUUUUCUUAACAUGUAAAAUGUAUCUUCUUUCUUUUUGUACAAAUAUAUGCCUCCCUUAAAAGUAUUAUUUAUUUUCCCAAAUGAACAUGAUUCAAUUACAAAUGUUUGAUAAUUUAUUUUAAUGUUAUAAAGGAAGAGUGAUUUUUAACA
Molecule: messenger RNA, 2131 nt
Organism: Impatiens glandulifera
Lineage: Eukaryota; Viridiplantae; Streptophyta; Magnoliopsida; Ericales; Balsaminaceae
Product: ATP-dependent RNA helicase SUV3, mitochondrial
Exons: 16
Coding region: 264-1967 (567 amino acids)
Biological process (GO): mitochondrial RNA 3'-end processing; RNA catabolic process
Cellular component (GO): mitochondrial degradosome
Molecular function (GO): ATP binding; RNA helicase activity; hydrolase activity, acting on acid anhydrides
Source: RefSeq, a predicted model, not a curated record